Molecule: messenger RNA, 4640 nt
Organism: Mastomys coucha (southern multimammate mouse)
Lineage: Eukaryota; Metazoa; Chordata; Mammalia; Rodentia; Muridae
Gene: Adgrf2
Product: adhesion G protein-coupled receptor F2
Exons: 10
Coding region: 293-2314 (673 amino acids)
Biological process (GO): cell surface receptor signaling pathway; G protein-coupled receptor signaling pathway
Cellular component (GO): membrane
Molecular function (GO): G protein-coupled receptor activity
Source: RefSeq, a predicted model, not a curated record
AGAUGCUACUCCCAGGCAGGACCUGUCUGUCAGGCUGAGGCACCUCUGCACAUGGGGCAGCUGUCUGUGGGAGGCAGCACCCGGCACAGCUGCCUCAGUCUUUGGAGCUGCCAUUCGGGGCUGAAGCAACUGCUCAAGAAGUACAGGAGCCCAGUUGCUGAUCUGAAGAGAGACUUGACAAAGGAAGUCUACUGAUGUCCUUCUCUCCAGCUGCCAGGAAAGAGGGCAGGUGUCCCCAACGAGUGUCUUGUUGACCAGCCACAAAGCAAGAACACCUGCUGUGUGGAAGACAAUGAUUUCUGCACUGUGGUUGUACUGCUUGAUGCUUCUUUUGCCUAUUGAAUCCUGUAGGAUAUUAUGCCAGGCCGCCAGUGAGAGCAAGGAGCAUGUGAUGUCCAGGCCACAUGAUAUCUGUGACGGUGUCUGUAAGAAUAAUGCCACCCCCUGCUUUCAGUCUUGCCCUCCAAACAGUGAGGGCGACAUGAAAUUUGCCUGUAAGGCCAAGAAAUGGCACAAAGUCACUGAAACCUGCCACACUCUGAAUACCCAAAGCAUCUUUGAGGAGGAUGAGGAAUCACAUUCAGUUCAAUUAUCUGCAUCAACCAUACGCACACACAUGUAUCAUAGAGAACUUAAAACCAUAACAGAUACGUUGAUGGAGAAGUGUCCAAAGGAUUUGUCUUGUGUGAUCAGAGGCAUUGAGAAAUCUCCUCGGAUACCAGGGAACAUCGCUGUGGUGGUACAGCUCUUACAUAACAUCUCAACAACUCUAACCAAAGACGUCAAUGAGGAAAAGAUGCAGAGUUACAGCGCCAUGGCUAACCACAUUCUUAACAGUAAAAGCAUAUCAAAUUGGACCUUCAUCCAAGACAGAAACAGCAGCUGUGUCUUGCUUCAAUCAAUCAAUUCAUUUGCAAGCAAGCUAUUUAUGAAGGAACAUCUCAUCAACAUAUCACAUGUCUUCAUUCAUACCAUGGGUACCAUCAUUUCCAGGGGCAGCCUUGGCAAGAAUUUCACGUUCUCAAUGCGAAUUAACGAUACGAGUGAUAAGGUCACUGGGAGGGUACUGCUCACCACCAAAGAGCUUCAGAGGGUGCCUCCUGCUUUCCAGGUCAUUAGCAUUGCUUUCCCAACUCUUGGGGCUAUCCUGGAGGCCAGUCUUUUGGAAAAUAUGACCGUGAAUGGGCUCGUCCUGUCCGUCAUUUUGCCUGAGGAGCUUCAAAACAUCUCACUGAUAUUUGAAAAGAUCAGAAAAUCUGGAGAGAGGAGGUCCCAGUGUGUGGGAUGGCACUCCUUGCAGAGCAGAUGGGACCGGAGCGUUUGUAAAAUGAUUCAAGAAAACUCCCGGCAAGCUGUUUGCCUUUGUCGACCGAACAAGUUAUUUACUUCUUUCUCCAUUCUAAUGUCUCCCAACACCUUGGAAAACCCGGUUCUAACUUAUAUCACAUAUGUAGGCCUAGGCAUUUCCAUCUGCAGCUUGAUCAUUUGCCUGGCCAUUGAGGCCUUAGUCUGGAGUCAAGUGACAAAGACCGAGAUCUCCUAUUUACGUCACCUGUGCAUCGCUAACAUUGCAGUCACCUUGUUGAUGGCUGAUGUAUGGUUCAUUGUGGCCUCUUUCCUCAGUGGCCCAGUAUUACACCACAAUGGAUGUGUGACUGCGACAUUUUUUGUUCACUUCUUUUACCUGUCUGUGUUUUUCUGGAUGCUUGCCAAGGCUCUCCUUAUCCUCUAUGGAAUUCUCAUUGUGUUCCAUACACUGCCCAAGUCAUGCCUGGUGGCCUCUCUGUUUUCCGUGGGCUAUGGGUGCCCUUUGGUCAUUGCUGUUAUCACACUUGCUGUUACAGAGCCUAGAAAAGGCUACCUCCGACCUGAGGCCUGCUGGCUUAACUGGGACAUGACCAAGGCACUCCUGGCCUUUGUAGUCCCAGCUCUGUCCAUUGUUGUAGUAAACCUGAUUACAGUCACACUGGUCAUCAUCAAGACCCAGAGAGCUGCCAUCGGUAGCUCCAUGUUCCAGGAAGUAAGAGCCAUCGUGAGGAUCUGUAAGAAUAUUGCCAUCCUCACACCACUGCUGGGGCUAACCUGGGGAUUUGGAAUAGCCACCGUCAUUGACGGUCACUCCCUGGCCUUCCACAUUAUCUUCUCCUUACUCAAUGCACUUCAGGGUUUCUUUAUCCUGCUGUUUGGAACAAUCCUGGAUCCAAAGAUAAGAGAAGCCUUAAAGAGUCGAAUAACAUCUGCCAAAUGGAUCUCCAGAGUAUCAGAGGACCUUUCCUCUGAGUUCUCUUGUCAUCCUACCAAAGGGCCAAGCUAACAAACUAGGAUGCAUCCCUCACAUGGGCGGUUGCUCAUUCCUGAAACGGCAGUGCCCAAGGAAGCAUGCACGUCAUUCCUGUCCUCUUGCCACUGGGCACUUUGAAGGAAACCUCCCACACUGCAGCACGGAUAGAGGCAGAGGUGACAUGCGCAAAGCACGAAGGCCCCUCUCUCUAAGCUGUUCUGGGUUUCUAAUCAUGUCUUGCCUACCAACUAGAAAUCUAUAUAUGACACACUAAGCAUCCUCAAGGGACAAGAAGACAAAGUGGGACACAGUGACAGGAUCUCACAGGUGCCUCCAUCUUCAUACUGCUGGGCCAUCAUACUGUUCUUCAGGGCAAGAGCUCUGCUUAUCCCAGCAAAGGUGGCCUAGGAAGCCCUGUGUGGGAUUCUAAAGGAGGCUCCCGAAGAAGAGUUGCCAAUAGUUGCACUGACUCUGAGCAGCUCACCACUGUUUCUUGUGUGGAAGGCGUCCAUCUGCUGGUACAUUCUACCUUUUCAAGGUCAAAGGCAAUUGAUUAGAUGGUCAGCCUGGCUCGGACUUGAAUGCAACUUCUCUGACGGUGAAUCAAGUGAAAACUAUAGUGUUUGAAUUGGACAUGAUGCCUGUUUUAAGAUGGGACAGAAGCCUGGAACUGUGAGCCACAGCUCUGCUGGAAUUGUGAACCGCAGCUCUGCUGUCCCCAGCCAACUCUAUUGGCUUUCCUUGCUCCACUUUUUUCUCCUCGAGCAUGGUGCCUCUGAGGUGCUUUCUGCUUACAUUUUCAGAUGUGGGAGGUUUCUGAAGCCUGAAUGUGGGAGAGGAAAUAUCAUAUUUCAAGUACAGUACUGUUCCUAGCUGUAUGUAAACACAUUCAACAUUCAAAGCAGAUGCCACCCAACAGAGAACAAUGCUGGCAGGGGGAGGGGAGGGGAGAAGCUCUCCCCAAAGCAAGCACACUGGCAGCUAGCUGCCCCUGAAGAACAGCAGGGGUUAAAGACAAAGGGGCACAGACCCAGGGCCCAAGCCAUCCCAUGGAAGCCAGUAUUAUUGAUGUUCUAUUACAGAUGGGAGGCUAGGCAUGCUGGGAACUAUUAGGACCCCGGCACUUAGGAUGCAGGGACUCAGAGAUGCUGUGAAUUGGUUUAGUAUACAUGGUUAGUGGUAGAAGGCCAAAGCUAAAGGGUAAGAUCUUGUCUAAUAAAGCAAACUAAUACCCCUCACAUAAAAUAAAUAAAAAUAAAACGACAAACAAAACCGUAACCAAGACCCAAAUGGGACGGGAGGCUCACUCUCUGGGUGAGUAGCUAGCUCUCUUUCUCCUCUGUGUGUGUGAGAAUGUAUGUGCUGUUCAUGUGUGGGUCGUAUCUGUACAUGUGUGUGGGUGUGCCCUAGCUGUUCAGGAGUGGACAUCCGGUGUCCUGCUCCAUCACUCUCUGCUUUAUUCUUAGACAGGGUCUCUCACUGAACCUGGAGCUAGCUUGGCAGCCAGCCAGCCUCAGUGAUCAUCCUGCAGCUGCUGCCAUCCACAGGCCACAGGGGAGCAUGGCUGACCCUGUAUUUUUCUGUAAGGUCGGGGGACUUGCAGUCAAGUCCUCAUGGUUAUACAGUAAAUCCUCUUACCACUUAGCCAUUUCCCCAGCCCAUCCUUACCACAGUUAACAAAACCAAAAAGAAAACUUCCUCUAAGUAGGAAUGGCGGAGAGGGAACAGUAUAGGGAAGACCAAUUAGAAGACAGGACAGGAUAUCUUAGCUGGGCAAAAAGAGUUAUCUUCUCAGUGGGGUUUGCUUAUGUUGGGACAGGGCAUCCCUUUCAUGUGUCAGAGGCAGUUUAGCUAAGUGCACUCCAACAUAUCUCCCAAUCUCUUUAACUAAAGAAGAUGGUGUAGACACAGUGCUGCUGGCUCUUCCUCAGUGCAGAUGCUGCAGCAUCAUGAAGUAUCACUUGUUUACGCUCAGGGUAAUGAAGUCAAGGUGGAUGGUCUCCUGUAACUAAAUGCGUGGAAGAAUGGACAUGUGUGAAGGUUAAGUAUUGUUCAGUGUAUGGGUGAGAAUUCUUGAGCACAGGGGGAGAGGGGGAGCGUCAUCAUUUCUCUGUAUUAUGGGUUGAGCAGAUGUGUCUGGGACACUCACUGUGUGUGUGAUAGGAGGUGGUUUGUCACUAACCAAGAAAGGCCUGAGGAUGCUCAGAGAACCACUCUGGCAUUCUGUGGUGGGGUUGGGGGAUCUCUUGAAGAAGUCUAGCCCUGAAUCUGCAUGGCAGGCACCUUGAAAGAUGUCAAUGGACAUUCCUAGCCUAAGCUUACAUGUGUGACCCAAUAGAGACACAUGCAAUAUGCUGUU